AGCAAUGACAUCUUCGAACAUUUUGAUGCUAAACGCACUGGGCGAAAAUACAUCCCCACACUUAUCUCCACCUACGAGACUCAUUUGCAGAAGUUAUAUAAGCUAGGAGCCAGAAAAUUUGGGAUAAUUAGUGUUGGGGCAAUCGGGUGCUGUCCGAUCCAACGUAAAUCGAAUAAAUCUGGGGACUGUAAGGAGGCCAUGAAUGUGGAUGCUCAGUUGUUCUAUUCUGCACUCCGAGGCCUCUUGCAAAAGUUGAGUUCUGAGUGCAAAGGGUUGAAGUAUGCACUUGCGGAUGCAUACAAACUGACCAGACUUAUUAUUGACCACCCCGAGAGACCUGUUUUUAAAGAGAUGAAAAGAGCUUGCUGUGGAAACGGAACGUUAAACGCAGACGAGCCGUGUAAAAAGGAUUCAGUUGUGUGUGGAGAUCGCAACACCUACUUGUUUUGGGACCAAUACCAUCCAACCCAGCAGGCUUCUUAUCUCGCAGCCUAUAGUCUUUACCAUGGCUCCCCACCUUACGUGGAGCCGAUGAGUUUUGGAAACUUGGCCCUUCUGCCGUGA
Messenger RNA from Fragaria vesca subsp. vesca, 564 nucleotides. Its product is annotated as GDSL esterase/lipase At4g28780-like. Lineage: Eukaryota; Viridiplantae; Streptophyta; Magnoliopsida; Rosales; Rosaceae. Gene Ontology annotation, molecular function: hydrolase activity, acting on ester bonds. Bases 199 to 564 code for a protein of 121 amino acids. The transcript has 3 exons. The record is from RefSeq and is a predicted model, not a curated record.